CAUGAAAAAAGCAAAAAAUUUAAUUAUCAGAUGUAUUCUGGACAGGUUUUCUUUUUUUUGUUGAUUCUUUUUGUUGAUCUAAUCAAGCGACCUGCCAAGGAGAGACCUCGAACCUCAAGAUAGCCAACAACCUGCCGACGAUCCGGCCAGACUUGGACGUUCUUCAUUCAGGCUGGAAUUUCUUGUCAGGCCAGAAAUUAAUACUGUGGCAACCGCCUUUAAGAAAAUCAGGCUCACCUGAAAAACACCACAUGGCAGCAGCCUGGAGUUUGUCAAAGCAUAGACUGAGCAAAGAAGAAAAAAGAUCUGAUGAAAUACGAAUCAAAACGCUUCUGCUGUAAUGCAGAGUGCUGUGUCUGCUGGAACUGGGGAGGCUGAUCAAACCUCUAAGACCAUCUAUACCUCGCAGCAUGAUGGUGCCGCUUCAGACUUGGCCAGAGACGAUGGAGAGACUUGGCCAGAGGUCCAAAGGAACAAUGCAGGAAUCCAAAUGUAGGCAAAUCUCAAGAAGAGCAUGUUUCUGACUGCCAGGGGCCUAAGAGCGGGGCCAAUAAAUUUCUCCUCCAACAGGACUCAAACAGGCUGCCAAAUCAACACUGGAGUGGCUUCACAACAGGAAUGUGAAAGUCCUUCAGUGGCCUCAAAGCCCAGACUUGAAUCCCAGAGAAAAUCUGUGGAAUGACUUUAAGAUCGAGCCAUAUCCAAAUGUGCCAAGCUGUUAAUGUUUCCAGGAAGAGUUGAAAGGGAGCUGCUGUGACAAAGAAUCCUCUCACAGUUGAAUAAGCUGAAUUAUUUAGAACCUGCAUAUUAAUAAUGGCUCGAACAAAUAUCUGUCAUUAUGGACCAAAGAGCAAAGCGAGCAGCUAGCUGAUGAACAUGGAGCGUUUAGCAGCUAAUCUUUGCUCAGGACUUUCCAGAGCAAAACUAAAACAGAAGGUCACUGGGUGGUGGCCAGAAACACCAGGAACUGUGUGGUUUCAAUUAAGCUAUUGUCACCUGUUCCCCUUUUGCCCCACUGGCAACAAUUGUUGCCAACGUUUAUCACUGUCAUUUUCGACUCACAAUAAAAAAUCUCAAAGGUACUAAUGCAACUUUUUCCACUUAUAUGCUAGUAGACAACUUAGACAAAGGUUUUGAUUUUUAAAAAAUCGUUUCCAAGUGCUUCCUAUCGCAUGACAUCAUCUGCUUCCCGCUCUUUCUGGCUGAAGACAUGGCGGAUGCAAAUCAUCCUGGAAAGAGGUACACCGUAGCAGAGAUCCUGGCCAUGCUGCAGGACUCUGAAACUGUGGCGGACAUCACAGUUGUGCCUGAGUCAGAAAUGCACGCACAUGACACAGACUGUGACAGUGACCAAUCUGAUGAUGAGGCCACUGGUGACCAUAACCGCCUCCCAUCAAGAAUACUCAAAGGUGAAGGCUUUCUACCUAAUUCGGACAUGCAGCUGCCAAAUCCCCCCGAUGAUGAUCCUGGGUGCUCAUCCUCAGUGAGUCAGACAGAGACUAGAAAGGUCAGUGGCACAAAUGAAAAGGUGACCAGUCAGAUUGUUGGGCCCAUGCUCCACAAAACUAAGAACCAAGACAGGAAAUUCAAAAAAAUCAAAAUUGCGGCCAAAGCACCAGCACAAGCCAACAAAAAAUAUCAGAUCCCUCGCUAUGUCCCCAAAGAACAUGAUCCUGGCUUCACAUCAGAUGAUCCAGUGGAUAUCUUCCUCACAUUUUAUCCCAAGUCCCUCAGAGAUGUCACACUGGAAAUGUCCAAUCUCUACGCUGAACAAAAAGGGAAAACGCUCAACCUGACUGAGGAUGAACUUCUUACAUUCUACGGUAUUCUGUUGAUCAGUGGAUACAACACAGUCCCAAGGCGGCGUCUUCUCUGGUCAGACGAUUGUGAUGUCAGCAACAAUGCUGUAAAAGAUGCCAUGCGGAGGAACAGGUUUGAUGAAAUUAUGUCUUCUGUUCAUUUAGUAGACAACAUGAAGAUCACAGCUGACCCGUUCUUCAAGGUGCGUCCCCUUUUUAAGCAUCUAAAUGACAUCAACAACGCAAUCCCGAUAGCAGAACAUGUGGCAGUAGAUGAGAUGAUGAUUGAGUAUUUUGGAAGGCAUGGGUGCAAACAGUUUAUUAGAGGGAAGCCUAUUCGUUUUGGGUAUAAAAUAUGGAGCUUAGCAUCCUCCUCCGGGUUUGUCCAUCAGAUGGAGCCAUAUGUAGGAAGCCACACACAUCUGGUGGAAACUGGACUUGGUCAGGGUCCAAGUGUGGUUCUUGGCCUGGCAGAGAAAGCUGAAGUGCCACCUGGAGUCAAGUUUUACCACGACAACCUCUUCACAACCCUGUCCCUGGUGGAUGAGAUGACCCUGAGAGGCUAUGGCAGCUGUGGCACGAUGCGACAAACUCAGCUCCAUAACGUUCCCUUCACAGCACCCCAGACCUUCAAGAAGACACCCAGAGGAGAUGCUGAGUAUCUGGUUGAGGCAGAGAAGCUGAUUGUAAGGUGGAAUGACAACAGCGUGGUCACCGUGGUGUCGAACAUGGAGAGGGAGUUCACCGAAACUGAGGCGAAGAGAUGGAAUAAACAGAAGCGGACUAUGGACAAGGUCAGACAGCCCAAGUGUAUCCAGGACUACAACACACACAUGGGAGGAGUGGACCUGCAUGACCAGUUUGUCAGCCGCUACAGAGUCAACAUCCGGUCCAAGAAGUGGUGGUGGCCAUGCUUCAGCUGGGCCCUGAACAGUGCCAUGGUGAACAGCUGGUGCUAUUACAGGUCCUGGAAAAGCGGGGAGAAGGAUCUCCUCUCCUUCCAGAGGCUGGUAGCCCAGACCCUCCUCCUGCGCCAUGGAACAAAGCCAAGUAGGCAGGGCAGAAGAUCUUCAAUGGCGGUGGCGAUAACUGAUGCCACCAGGUUUGAUAAUUUGAACCACUGGCCCUGCAACACUGGUAGCAGGUACAAGCGAUGCAAGAACUGCGGCGGACGCACAUCAUUUGCGUGUGGAAAGUGUGAUGUGCCACUACAUGUGGAGUGCUUCAAGAAGUACCACACUGAGUAGAACAUGCAUGAAAGAUGAUGGAAUGUAUGGGAAGAAAUAUGUUAUAUAUGUAUAUAUGUUUUUAGAGGUUCUAAGAAAAAAAUGUUUGUUGAGUUUUUGAGUAUAAAAAAAUUGAGAAUAAAGAAAUCAGUUCAAA
Haplochromis burtoni (Burton's mouthbrooder) is the source of this 3182-nucleotide messenger RNA. RefSeq names its product piggyBac transposable element-derived protein 3. Bases 1211 to 3046 code for a protein of 611 amino acids. Gene Ontology annotation, molecular function: sequence-specific DNA binding. The transcript is spliced from 3 exons. The record is from RefSeq and is a predicted model, not a curated record. NCBI's taxonomy places the organism in Eukaryota, Metazoa, Chordata, Actinopteri, Cichliformes, Cichlidae.